AUGUCGGCGAAGGAUACAGACCAAUUACAAGGUCCGAGUACAGCACUAGUACAGGUCGCAGAUUCAAAGAAGAUUCCAACCUUGAGACCAAAGACACGAGAUGUCUGCCAGAAAAAGAAGACCGAGCAUCGAUUCACACCAAAAACUGCUAAAAAUAAUACAUUGCGUGAUACACAUUACAAUAAAAAUAUUCAUUGUUACAGAUGCGGUAAAGGACAUUUAGCUUCACAGUGCACAUUAAGUCGCGAAAUUAAAUGCAGAGCUUGCGGAAAUAAAGGGCAUCUCCAAUCAGUGUGUUUCAAAAAUAAAAGUCAAACCCAUCAAUUAGAGGAAAUCCUCAGUACAACAUGGCAGGAUAAGGUUAUGAUCUCACAGUUGGAACAAGGUGAACAAAGAGAUAAAUUCGUUACGCGACUACAGUUAGAGGUUAGGGAGGAAGAUCAAGAGUAUCUUACGUUAAACACUCAUCGAGGAUUAUAUAGACCUACGAGACUGAUGUACGGAAUAGCCUCUGCACCGGCGAUCUGGCAACGAGAAAUUGAGAACAUUUUAAAAGAUAUUCCAGGAGUUACAGUCUUUUUGGAUGAUAUUAAAGUGACAGGUACAAAUGAUGCGGAACAUUUACACAGAUUAGAACUAGUUUUUCAACGAUUGCAUGAGUAUAAUAUAAAAGUCAAUCUAAAGAAAAGUGAAUUUUUUGUGGAUAAAAUAGAAUAUUGCGGAUACAUAGUAGACCGGCAGGGAAUACACAAAGAUAAAAAGAAAAUAGAAGCAAUAGAACUUAUGCCAAUUCCAAAAAACGUGACCGAAGUCGGAGCAUUUAUAGGCAAUGCAGAUUGUCUGUCUCGAUUACCAAUCGCAAAACUAGAAAGAUACGAGUACGAUGUAGUCGAUGCAUUUCAAAUCAAUACGAUUCAAUCCCUACCAGUUACAUUUACAGAAUUAGUUACAGCUACUAAACAAGAUACACAUUUACGCAAAAUACUAGAAGCAUUACAAAGCAGUAAAAAAAUUGAUAAAGAAAGUAAAACAUGCAAUAAUGAACUAGAGUACAGCUUACAACAAGGGGUAAUUUUAUGCGGACACCGAGUAAUAAUACCUAAAGUAUUACAAAAGAGAAUAUUACAAGAAUUACACAGUGUGCAUUUCGGUACCGCAAAAAUGAAAAUGUUAGCCCGCGGUCAUGUUUGGUGGUCCGGCAUAGACACCGAUAUAGAGCAAAUUACAAGAAACUGCGCGGAAUGUAAUGCAAAUAAAAACAACCCUCCAAAGAUUAAACAUAUAUGGGAACCAGCAACUUUUCCAUUUGAGCGUAUACAUAUUGAUUUUGCGGGCCCCUUUAAGGGCCAUAAUUUCUUAAUACUAGUCGAUGCUUACACCAAGUGGCCUGAAGUACAUAUUGUAAAUAACAUCACUACCGAAACUACAAUAAAAAAAUGUUGGGAGAUUUUUUCAAGGUUUGGGCUCCCAGUGCAACUGGUAUCAGACAAUGGCCGUACUUUCGUAUCAACAGAAUUCCAAAAAUUUUUACAACAAAACGGCAUUAAACAUAAAUUGACUGCACCAUACAACCCAGCUACAAAUGGGCAAGCUGAACGUUUUAUACAAACCUUGAAGAAGUCUCUCCGAAGCAUCGACACACAAAAACUAGAUCUAAACAUAGCAUUACAGCGCAUUCUUAUGCAAUAUCGUAUCACACCUCAUUGUACAACAGAAAUUUUACCCGCGGAACUUAUGUUCAAUAGAAAAGUAAGAUAUUCAUUAGAUAUAAUGAAACCUACAAGUGAAAUCACAUCACAAAGAGAUCAAAAUGAGAAGUACAGACAAUUUAAUGAGGGAGAGAGAGUGAGUCGCCGAAACUAUCGUUUAGGAGAUAAAUGGAUUUUCGGUAGAAUAAAGAAGCAUUUAGGGAAAUUACACUAUUUAAUACAAAUGGAUGAUGAUCGAAUUUGGAAACGUCACGUCAACCAAAUACGACUGAUUGAAGAACACACCCCAACACGCAUUAGUUGUAAUGACGAAAAUGAUAAAUACGCGAAUUAUAAUUCAGAAGAACAGUAUAGAGAGGUACUGGAAAGACAGCAGGAAAUAGAGAGACCCGUUAACUCACCGCAACUACGUAGAUCUCAAAGAUCAAGAGCACCUCCACAGAGAUACGGAGAUUACCAUACAUACUAA
Molecule: messenger RNA, 2178 nt
Organism: Trachymyrmex cornetzi
Lineage: Eukaryota; Metazoa; Arthropoda; Insecta; Hymenoptera; Formicidae
Exons: 3
Coding region: 1-2178 (725 amino acids)
Biological process (GO): DNA integration
Molecular function (GO): nucleic acid binding; zinc ion binding
Source: RefSeq, a predicted model, not a curated record